Vicugna pacos (alpaca) is the source of this 585-nucleotide messenger RNA. Its product is annotated as olfactory receptor 7E24-like. Gene Ontology annotation, molecular function: olfactory receptor activity; G protein-coupled receptor activity. Lineage: Eukaryota; Metazoa; Chordata; Mammalia; Artiodactyla; Camelidae. Gene Ontology annotation, cellular component: membrane. The record is from RefSeq and is a predicted model, not a curated record. Gene Ontology annotation, biological process: G protein-coupled receptor signaling pathway.
UGUCGCUUCUUCAUUUUAGUAUCUUUUUUUAUUAGCCUUUUGGACUCCCAGCUGCACAAUUUGCUUGUGUUACAGGUCACCUGCUUUAAGGAUUUGGAAAUGUCUAAUUUCUACUGUGACCCUUCUCAGCUCCUCGACCUUGCCUGUUCUAACACUUUCACCAACAACGUAGUCAGGUAUUUUGCUGUUGCCAUCUUUGGUUUUCUCCCUUUUUCAGCAAUCAUAUUUUCUUACUAUAAAAUUCUUUCCUCCAUUCUCAGACUCCCCUCAUCAGGUGGGAGGUACAGAGCCUUCUCCACUUGUGGCUCUCACCUGGCCAUUGUUUGCCUAUUUUAUGGAACAGGACUCUGUGUGUACCUCAGCUCAGCCGUCUCGCUUUCUCCCAGGAAGGAUGCAGUGGCCUCCGUGGUGUACACUGUGGUCACCCCCAUGCUGAACCCCUUCAUCUACAGUCUGAGGAACAGUGACAUCAAAAGGGCCAUGAGGAGGUUCCUCAGCAAAGCCAUCUAAUCUCAGUACCUGUCAUCCGUUUGUAGUUUAGGUUGGAAAAUGCAGCAGUAGACCUGGGAAUCCUACCUCUCUCAU